Molecule: messenger RNA, 1360 nt
Organism: Mollisia scopiformis
Lineage: Eukaryota; Fungi; Ascomycota; Leotiomycetes; Helotiales; Mollisiaceae
Exons: 3
Coding region: 424-1257 (277 amino acids)
Source: RefSeq, a predicted model, not a curated record
UAUACCAGACUACAUGAUCUUUGCAGUAUGUGGAGCUUUCUCUAAAACUUUGGAGAGAGUCUCUUUGUUUGCGGAUGAAGGUUGCGUGUACGAAAAGAACCGAGCUUGUGAAGCGCUUAUGGCUACAAAAGUGCGAGGACAUUUCCGACGACAACUGGAAUUUACCACAGUUUCUCGAUUGAUCAAGACAGGCAUUAAGCCUGUUCGCCUCGACACGCAGUAUCGCGUGGAUCCUGACAUUGCUUCGUAUUUUCGGGACUUUACCUACAAUGGGAUUCACAAACCCCAUGAUCGCAUCUUUUGUGAUAGCCUUUCGGCACGCAAAUCGGUGUAUCUAUUCACAAUUCGAUGGGUCGUUGAUACCUUCAAGAAGCCGGCUGAGUCGUGUAAGGGUUCGGUUUUUGUAAACGUCGAGGACGGUCAAUGCCUGAGUCUGAAGAAUACCACGGGGAGGAACAGAUUCUGGUUUUGACGUUCUUUAGGAGAUCUGUUGCUCCAAUCAAAGAAUUCCUCAAGUCUCAGGGUUUGUAUCCACGAGUCGAGCAUGUCGACUCGGAGCGGAUCAAAGAUGGGCCCAAUGCUGUUGUUAUCAUCGACGUUCCCACUUCUGAUAUCGUCAACCCUUACACAGGCGAUCACCUCAGCGAUUCAAGACGCAAUGAGAAAGCACUCGUGCUUCCUAGUAGUCUUAGGAUCGUGGUCGGGCGAGAAGAUCUAGGACAGUCUAAUGAUUUCUUUGCGCCCUCCACUAAGCCCUCCUAUGGAGAGAGCUUUUGGCUGAAUUUUGUCACUCAUCAUAUGAGACAAGGGAUGGUCAAGAGUGUGAAUGUUGGCGACAGAAUUCUGAAGUAUGAGAGAGAUCUGGAAUCGAAAAACUAUUGGAUGGUGUCUGAGUAUAGGACCGAGGCGUCUGAGAUGUUCGAUGCUGUGAGAUUUGACGAAGAGGACGAAGACACAUCGAUUCCUCUAGUGGAAGCUGGUGAAGCUGGCGUCGAAAGGUUGUCUGAUCAUGAUAUUGAGCGACAUGAACGUUCGUCUUCGGUGGAGGCCGGCUUCGAAAUAUCGUCUUUCGAUCAUGAUGCUGAGACAGAUCAAAGCCCACAAUCGGUGAUGGAUGGUAAUAUUUGGAAACGAAAGGAGUUGGCAUUAGGUAGCUCCGAGUUGAACGAAACACCCUCAGCCAGCUAUGAUGAGGGCUCCAAAUAUGGUAAUGAUAUAGACAAACUGGAUCGGAUCAAGAAGUCGAAUUGGAGGUAGCGUAAUGAUAGCUUGUUGUUUGUAGAUAUUACGUGAAGAAGGGUAAAGUAUGCCAACAUAUGGCUUCAAAAGAAAAAGGAUAUCUCGAGCAUCAUCAAAAGCG